UGAAGUGCAUCACUAAUGUGUUGGACGGAGCAGCAGACGGAGCGUGAGCAGUAGAGGUUCUCCUUUGACCGGUUUCCUUAAAGGAUCUUUCAGAUUUCUUUGUCUUCAUCUUCGUCUUGGUCAUCCUCAUCCUCUCCUCAUGGCGGUUCUUCCUCUGCGGGUCAAAAUGCUGCGGCAGGUCUGGAGGUUGAAGGGCGUCGUCAUCCUGGUGUGCAGCCCGUUCAUCCUGCUGCCGCUGGCUGUCAGCACCACGGAGGCGGCCUGUGCUUAUGUCAUCGCCCUCAUGGCAGUCUAUUGGUGCACUGAAGUUCUACCUCUGGCGGUGACGGCGCUGCUGCCGACCAUCCUGUUCCCUGUCCUCGGCAUCAUGGAGUCCAAAGAUGUGUGCAUGCAGUACCUGAAGGACACCAACAUGCUGUUUGUCGGGGGACUGAUGGUGGCCGUGGCUGUGGAACACUGGAACCUCCACAAACGUAUCGCACUCAGAGUUCUGCUGCUGGUUGGAGUCCGACCUGCCCUGCUGAUGUUGGGUUUCAUGGGGGUGACGGCCUUCCUGUCCAUGUGGAUCAGCAACACGGCCACCACCGCCAUGAUGGUGCCCAUCGUCCAGGCCGUCCUGGACCAGCUUAACGGCAACGUGGAUCCUCAGACCUCCUCCGAAGGACCAAGGAGGAGCGUUGUCCCCCUUCAGGAGAAAACCGUCCUGCCGACUGACGCCCCAAACACCCUGGAGAAAGGUUCAACAAAGACAGAAGGCAACUCAGAGAAAACCAACAACCAGCAAGACCAGAAGGAGGCUGAGGCGGACAAACAGGAAGUCAUGAAACCAACACCUCAAGACAAACCUCCUUCAGACAGUCCUGCCGUGGUGGACCUGAAGAACGUCUGCUGUCCGAUGGAUCUGGAGGAGCUGAGCGAUGAAGACGAGGAGUCCAAGAGGAUGAGUAAAGGCCUCCUGCUGAGCGUCUGUUACGCCGCCAGCAUCGGAGGAAUCGCCACGCUGACGGGAACCGGACCCAACCUGGUUCUGAUCGGACAGAUGAACCAACUCUUCCCUCAGAACGGUGACGUGAUCAACUUUGCGUCCUGGUUUGCGUUCGCCUUCCCCACCAUGGUUCUGAUGCUGAUGCUGGCCUGGUUCUGGCUGCAGUUCCUCUACAUCGGGUGCAACCUGCGGAGAACGUGGGGUUGCGGCGCCGCCCAGUCGGAGAAAGAACGAGCGGCGUACGAGGUGAUCCGAGAAGAACACUGUCGACUGGGACGGAUGAGUUACGGAGAGAUGAGCGUUCUGGCGCUCUUCAUCCUGAUGGUGGUGCUGUGGUUCACCAGAGACCCCAGGUUCAUGGACGGCUGGGCCACCAACGUCUUCAACGCCAAGGCCGAGUUCGUGACCGACGCCACCGUCUCGCUGUUCGUUGCUGUUCUGUUGUUUGUUCUUCCGUCUGAGCCGCCGACGUACCUCUGCUUCUGGAGGAGCUCCAACUCUGAGUCCCAGGUGUCCCGAGGCCCCGCCCCUCCUCUACUCACCUGGCAGGUGACUCAGAAGAAGAUGCCAUGGAACAUCGUGCUGCUGCUGGGAGGAGGAUUCGCUCUGGCCAAAGGCAGCGAGGAGUCCGGUUUGUCCCGCUGGCUUGGUGCUCAGAUGACUCCACUACAUUCUGUCCCUCCGUGGGCCAUCGCCGUCAUCCUCUGCCUCCUCAUCGCAACCUUCACCGAGUGCGCCAGCAACGUCGCCACGGCAACGCUCUUCCUGCCCGUCCUCGCCUCCAUGUCUCAGUCCAUCAGCCUGAAUCCGCUCUACGUGAUGAUCCCGUGCACGCUCAGCGCCUCCUUCGCCUUCAUGCUGCCGGUGGCCACGCCUCCCAACGCCAUCGUCUUCUCCUACGGCCUCCUCAAAGUGACCGACAUGGCUAAAACCGGCGCCGUCAUGAACAUCAUUGGAAUCGGCUGCAUCAGUUUGGCCAUCAACACUUGGGGUCGCUUCCUGUUUUCUCUGGACACCUUCCCAUCGUGGGCCAAUGCCACAGUGCCCGUCUGACUUCCUGCCUCUCCGUUGUUUUUAUAAAUAACAACACAAACAGUUUGUUAAUGUAGGAACAUGUUCAGGGUUUGGGUUGAAAUGGGAACUUUAACCUCCAGAGAGACGAACCAUCGUCUGAUGAGUUAAUAUUGGAGUUUAAUUAAUAUUAAUAAUGACCCAAGUCCCAAAUAACAGCCGUGAAUAACUUAUAUAAAUCCUAUAAACGUCCUUCAUGGUAACACAAAUCCAGUUUACUUUCACUGAAGUCGUCUCAUUGAUCGUUUUCAUCAGAGAAACUCAACAUUUUUUACACGUUUCAUUUUUACAGUGAGCAGAGAAAUUUUCAAAGCCAAGAGGGAACGUUCCCACAAUGUUAACUAACGUUAUCGACAAGUUUCAAUCAGGUUUUAAAGUUUUAAUCUAAACCAGGGGUGUCAAACUCAUCUUAGUUCAGGUUCCACAUUCAGCCCAGUUUGAUCUGAGGUGGGCUGGACCAAUAAAAUCACAGCAUAAUAACCUAUAAAUAACCACAACUCCUCAUUUUAAUCACAAGUAUCUGGAAUUGAACAAAAUAUUACAAACAUGAGACACAAAAUGACAAAAACGAGAAAAAAAUGACAAAAUAUGAGUCAGACAACAUGAAACAACAAAAAAGAGACAAAAAAUUUGACAAAAAAGUUACAAAGUGACAAAAAAAUGGACAAACGACAAAAAUUAGACAAAUUUUUUUACAAAUGACAUAAACAAGACAAAAACCCAAGCAAGACAAAAUGACAAAAACUUGUGACAAAUGACAAGUCAGACAAAAAAAAAAAUAAAAAACCUCACCAAAAACAAGACAAAAUAUUACAAAAAUGAGACACAAAAUGACAAAAGAACAAUCUCGUAUUUUGCUUCAUGAUCAAAACAGCUUGUCAAGGCCAGGAAAUUAUUUUAAAUUCAAAACUUUACUAUUUUACAAUCUGCAGUUAAUGUCUUCUCUGGAAUUUUUACACUUUGAGGGCUGGAUUGGAGCCUCUGGAGGGCCGGUUUUAGCCCGUGGGCCGCAUGUUGGACACCCCUGAUCUAAUGUUUAAAGAAUGUUGUCAUUUCAAACAAUGACGUUCCUGUAAUGAGAUAUUUAACUAAACUAUUUGGGGGAAAUACAUUAUAUGCUGUUCUUCUGCAAUAUGUUCCUCCUAUUUUUGAUAACAAAGGAAAAACGUUUUCAGUUUUUUAAGAAUAUUUCCAAAAAAAUCAGUGUUCAGAUUUGAUGAUAAAACACAGAAAUUAGACGUAAAGGUCUGUCAGUCAUGUAAGUUCUAUGAAAAGUGAAAUAAAGUUCCUCUUUCAGCCUUGAAAAGCCGUUAAUGCAUGAAGGUCGGUUAGAUAUUCGUCUUUACGCAGACGAUGCAGUUUUCUAUCCUGUUGCUGAUUCUCUUCAACCCACGGUUUAAAUGUUGUUGUUGUUUUUAUUUACAGCUCUUCUCCUCUUUCUUCCCUGUCAAUUGGAAAUAAUUAGUGAACAUACUGUGUGUUUGUAUUGUUUUCUAUUUAAACAGUUGGUGUGAGUGUGUUUGUUGUGUACAUAAGUAACCUCCACAGUUUUGUACCAUCGUGUUGCUAACAGGUUUAUUUGGUAUUAAUAAAAGUGGAUCUUUCAACAAA
Messenger RNA from Amphiprion ocellaris (clown anemonefish), 3667 nucleotides. It is a transcript of the gene slc13a5a, whose product is annotated as solute carrier family 13 member 5a. Gene Ontology annotation, molecular function: succinate transmembrane transporter activity; sodium:dicarboxylate symporter activity; citrate transmembrane transporter activity. The coding region runs from base 140 to 2038 and encodes 632 amino acids. NCBI's taxonomy places the organism in Eukaryota, Metazoa, Chordata, Actinopteri, Pomacentridae. The transcript has 13 exons. Gene Ontology annotation, biological process: monoatomic anion transmembrane transport; citrate transport. The record is from RefSeq and is a predicted model, not a curated record. Gene Ontology annotation, cellular component: membrane.